Striga hermonthica is the source of this 951-nucleotide messenger RNA. The record is from the annotation of a GenBank genome assembly. NCBI's taxonomy places the organism in Eukaryota, Viridiplantae, Streptophyta, Magnoliopsida, Lamiales, Orobanchaceae.
AUGGGAAAAGCAUCAAGGGACAAGCGGGAUAUUUACUACAGGAAAGCCAAAGAGGAAGGAUGGCGUGCACGAAGUGCCUUCAAAUUGCUUCAGAUUGAUGAGGAAUUUAACAUAUUUGAAGGGGUAAAGCGUGUGGUUGAUUUAUGUGCAGCACCUGGAAGCUGGAGCCAGGUUUUGAGUCGAAAACUAUACCUGCCAGCAAAGCUGUCACCUGAUUCCAACAAUGGUGAUCUACCACUUAUUGUGGCAAUAGACUUGCAGCCUAUGGCUCCUAUUGAAGGCGUUAUUCAAGUUCAAGGGGACAUUACAAAUGCAAGGACAGCUGAAACUGUAAUUCGGCAUUUUGAUGGGGGCAAGGCUGACCUUGUUGUGUGUGAUGGGGCACCUGACGUAACUGGCCUGCAUGACAUGGAUGAAUUUGUUCAGUCUCAACUCAUUUUAGCGGGACUUACCAUAGUUACACAUAUACUGAAAAUAGGUGGAAAGUUCAUUGCAAAAAUAUUUCGAGGAAAGGACACUAGUUUACUUUAUUGUCAGCUAAAAUUAUUCUUCACGGAGGUCACAUUUGCUAAACCGAAAAGCAGUCGUAACUCAAGCAUAGAGGCUUUUGUAGUUUGUGAGAAUUACUUGCCUCCCGAAGGCUUUAACGAAAAAGAUCUACACCGACUCCUUGAGCAAAUUGGAAGUCCUUCGGGUGCCGAUGAUCUAGAUUGUAGCAGUGGGUGGCUGGAAGGGCCGAACAAGGUUUAUAUUCCGUUUCUGGCAUGUGGUGAUCUCAAUGGUUACGACUCGGAUCGUUCGUACCCACUUCCUAAGUCAGCUGAUGGAACUUACCGGAGCUUGGAUCCGGUACAACCCCCUAUUGCACCACCAUACAAGCGUGCUUUGGAGUUGAAGAAAGCUGCAAAUCAUGGUACUCAAGGCCUUGAAAAGCUUUCCCUUGAUUCUUGA